Calypte anna (Anna's hummingbird) is the source of this 6856-nucleotide messenger RNA. RefSeq names its product nuclear casein kinase and cyclin dependent kinase substrate 1 (gene NUCKS1). Gene Ontology annotation, molecular function: single-stranded DNA binding; double-stranded DNA binding. Bases 341 to 1222 code for a protein of 293 amino acids. Gene Ontology annotation, cellular component: cytoplasm. The record is from RefSeq and is a predicted model, not a curated record. Lineage: Eukaryota; Metazoa; Chordata; Aves; Apodiformes; Trochilidae. The transcript has 8 exons. Gene Ontology annotation, biological process: interstrand cross-link repair; double-strand break repair via homologous recombination.
GCUCGCAUCCUCUCGGCGGUGAGAACGCGACCAUUUUGCGGGGGGGAUCGGCGAGCGGCGGUAACCGCGGCGGCGGAACGGUGACCGCGGGCGGGGGGGCCGCACGGCCCAGGCUGAGGAGCGGCUGUCUCCCGCGGCGGGGCUCGGGCCGGCGGCGGAGGCGCCUGAAGGGGGAAAGAGGCUGCUCCGGAGGCGCGGCCCGAGGCGCUGGGCCCAGGGCUCCCGCUCGCUCCGGGGAAGGGACGGGCGACGCCGAGCCCGCACCGAGCGACCGUUUUUUUUCUCCUUCCCCUCAGCGCUGGGCGGCGUCCCCCGGGCCGGGCCCGAACCGCCGGGGAAAAUGUCCAGGCCUGUCAGGAACAGGAAGGUGGUCGAUUACUCCCAGUUUCAGGAAUCAGAUGAUGCUGAUGAAGAAUAUGGAAGAGAUUCAGGUCCCCCAUCCAAGAAAAUCCGUUCCUCUCCCCGGGAGGCUAAAAAUAAGAGGAGAUCUGGGAAGAAUUCUCAGGAGGACAGUGAGGAUUCAGAAGAAAAAGAUGUGAAGACUAAGAAAGAUGAUUCACACUCAGCAGAUGAAGAUUUUGGCAGUGAAGAUGAUGACUUAGGAGCAGAUGAUGGCAAAGCUGACAGUGACUAUGAGAGCUCUCAAAAAAGCAAAAAAGGAAAAAAGGCUAAACCAGAAAAAAAUAAGAGAGCAGCCUCCAAAUCCAGGAAAAGGCCUGCAGAGGACAGUGAGGAUGAGAAAGAAGACCACAAAAACGUCCGUCAGCAACGACAGGCAGCAUCCAAAGCAGCCUCUAAACAACGAGAGAUGCUUAUGGAUGAUGUGGGCAGUGAGGAGGAAGAGCAAGAGGAUGAUGAGGCACAGUUCCAGGAGAAUUCAGGAAGCGAUGAAGACUUUCUCAUGGAAGAUGAUGAUGAUAGUGACUAUGGCAGUUCAAAAAAGAAAAACAAGAAGGUCUCCAAGAAAUCCAAGCCAGAGAGGAAAGAAAAGAAAAUGCCGAAGCCUAGGCUAAAGGCUACAGUGACCCCCAGCCCAGUGAAAGGCAAAGGGAAGGCAGGUCGCCCCACAGCUUCCAAGACAACAAAAGAAAAGACCCCAUCCCCCAAAGAAGAGGAUGAAGAGCCUGAAAGUCCUCCAGAAAAGAAAAAAUCAGCCAGCCCUCCACCAGAGAAGUCAGGGGAUGAGGGAUCUGAAGAUGAAGCACCCUCUGGUGAAGAUUAGGUGGCAGUUGAGGAAAUCUUUGGUUAAAAAAAAAAGAAAAAAAAAAAAGAAAAAAAAAAAGAAAAAAGAAAAAAAGGAAAAAGGAACAGAAAAUAUACUUAGGGGUAGAACACGGUUUUGGCUGUGGCUUGACUCAUGGGCUUUGAAUGCUGUCUUUACUUUCAGCUGUUUAAUACAGUGUAUCCUUUUUUUUAAUAAGAGGAAACCCUUAUACUGUAAUAUUUUGAAGUCAAUGUUCUCUGUUGGCCAUUCCGUUCUCCCUCCCCCACCCAAUCUGAAAGCCAUUUGAGACAAAUUAACAGACCAUUUAAAUAUAUUUUUUUUCAAGGGAUACUGCAGUUGUGAAGCAAUAAGGUUUGAGACUGAUAACAUGGAAACCAUGCUUAAAAAUCAUUAAGUAGAGUAGAUUUCCCAGUGCUGGUAAGAGUUCUUUAAAGCUAUUAUUCUGUAUUUGAAUAUCUGGAAAAUUGAAUUUAUUCUUUAAUGGACUUUUGUUGAUAAAAAUUCACACUCAGAAAAAAUGUAGUUGAUAUGAGUACCAAUUGAGGAAGAGGAAACCUGUGUUUCUUGGGUUCAGGCACGUUUUUCAUGGAAAGCAAUCAAGAGACUUGUAGAUGGUCCAUUGUCUUUUCUUGAGAAAAGAUCCUCCAAUUAGGAUGCCAUAUCUUUUGUCUUUGCUGGAUAGGAUGUGUUCUGCUUUAGGCAAACUGCAGAUCAUUCUGUACACAUUCAGGUAUGUGACAAACAAGCUUCUCAUAUCCAUUAGCUCCUGUAUUCCUUCCAGGGUUGGCUAUGGAUGGGCGGAAUAGGGAAGAGAAAAACAAUUUUGAAAACUCUGGUUUCCAUUUGGGAGUGUGGAAAAUUUCUUCGAAGCUUUUCCAAGGGAAAAAAAAAAGUGUAAAACUAAAUUCUUUAGGUUUUGGGGCGAGGGGUGUCCUUUUCUAAAUGUGAAGCAAAGGAUUCCUGUAAUGCUCUGGUCAGUCUUGGAUCCCAUGAGUCAUGCCUAAGUGUUUCUCUUCUUUCCCUCCAUCUGUCCUAGCCUCUCCAGCUACAGAGUGGGACAGCAGCAGACCCCAAUCCCUAGGGAAUGUCACCCCAAUCCCUAGGGAAUGUCACCCCAAUACCACUUCCGUUUCUUCAUUCUGCCCUUCUGCUCCCUGGGAGGCUUUGCUCCCACAGCAAGGUGUCUGCUCCUAACUCUUGGUCAUCAUUCUGCUCCCUAAGCCUAAGAAGUGCUGAGUAGGGAACAGUCUUAAAGGAUGAAGCUGGGAGAAAGUGGAAUUUGGAAGCAGUUGUAACAGGGCUAUAGUUUUAUAAUAAAAGCAGGAUGUCCCUCUAAAUGCAAGACACUUGAGAUAUGUGUGGUGGCAUUUUAAUGUGUUUUUAUCAAAGCAGCCAUAUCCUUUUUUUAAAAGUCAAUUAUAAAACACACAAACCUUUGUUUUCAAACCCUAAUAUAGAGGUUGCUGCCAUGUUUGUUGGUGGAAUUACUGAAAACUGGACCUGCCAUUUUUCACUUUUUUUUUUUCUUUCUUAAACCCUUUAUGCUUUCUGUAUGUUGCUCACAGUUAUAGCUGACAAGCUUUGCAUCUUUUUUUUUUUUUUGUCACAGAACUACACAUUUUGUAACCAGCCUCUUGAAGGUAACAUAAGGCAGCUAAUAAGUUGGAUUUCUGGUGCACGUGCUACCAGAUUUUUCAUUGUGUUUGGAUUUUAGAGAGCUUUUAGAUGUGACACACUAAUCUGACCAGGAAGGACACUUGGCUGAAUGGCACAGGGAGCCUGAAUAUACUGAGCACAGUGUGGAGCCAAAAAUGUGGAACAGAAUAUUCAUAUAACAGCUGAGUGAUUGUCUUGUGUGAUUCAUAGCCAUGGGUUAUAUUGAGGCUGGUAAAUUACUUUACCUUGGCUUAUAAAAAAAUUAAGUUCUCUAACAUUCUUUAAUGAAACUACUGUUGCCAUUACAAUAAAGGUGAUCGGUGUUUCCAUUGUAAAUCUUUUAUUUUUUUUUUGUUUUAAAGUGGUUUAAUUUUGCAGAACAGCUUAAGGCUGGAGUGAAGUAUCAGUCUUGAAAAAGAAGCAAAUGUAAUCCCCUCUCCCACACCUCUUCCCACCUUCCAGAUUUCUGGAAGAGCAAUGUCUUUUGCAUUCCUUCUGCUCCUAGUCCAGUGCUUCUUGGGUAACAAUGGGAAAAUAAAUGGCCAAGUUUUAAAAAACAUUUGGAUUAGAUUUGGGGGUAGGAUACACUUGUGAAUAUCUGGCCCAAGUAGCUGUUCCCCUUCAGACCAGACUAUGAUUCCAGCUGUUCUUGUCUGCUGGAUUCUUUGGGUUUAUUUUGGUAUGAAUAUGUACAAGGAUUACUUAAAUGUAGAAUACCUCUAGCUGAUCUGGUCAAACAGCUCUUUAUCUACCCACUAGACCAGAUAUUUUCUGAAGGGUGUAUUUUGUAAAUUCCAUUUAAAAUAUAUUUUUGGGUUUUUUUCUAACGCAGUUAACUGAAGUUAAGGUUGUGAAAAAUAUGUUUCUGUUCUCAGUUCAGGUUUUGGACUGGGUUAUUUUAUGCCUGGCAGUUCUGGCCCUUUAUCUUCCAAAACUGUUCUGUUUUCUCAUAUGUUCAUCUCUCAUAGCUGUUACAGGCUGCAUGAUGCUUGUUGAGUUUGUCACAACUCAAACACUAUGUAAAUCCUCUACUACUUCUGGGAUUUUGUAACUUUUUCUAUAUCUUACUGUUUUGCUGGUUUGUGCAAACACUAAGCCCUAACAGUCUCUUGGUUACUCUGUUAGAAAUACAGCUGUUUACAUUUUUACAGACAGAAGAAAAUUGUGAAGGUUAAAACAUUUAGUUUCGGGGUUGUUUUUUUUUUUUAGUACAUGACAUUUUUCAGUAGUGGCAGACUUAGCAUUUUUAAAUGUCCUUUUUAAUUCAUUUGUAUAAAGUAUUCUGAUUUCUUGAAGGAAAGCUGUAAAAAUGCCUUUUCUCAAGGAGCAUGAGUAGUUCUUCAUGGAGCAGAAAAAUUUCUUGACAGAAGGUGGUUUUAGAAAGACUCUUCUGUUACACAGCUGUAGUUUUGGAGGCUUUGCAGAGAGGUAAAUGCAUUUAUUCGAAAGUUCAUUUAAUCUAGUGCCCUGCCCUGGUCUUAUUCUUAAAAUGGUAUUUAUAACUAACUUCCAUUUUAUAUCCUUUCAUCCAUUCUGUUCCUCACCACCAUGUUGUCUCACAGUUCUGUUCACUAACACUGCCUUUAGCUGGCCACAAGGCUUCAUCUCUACAAAUUUGCUAUUUCAGCUGGAAUUCCAUACUAAAGGUUAUUUGCUUCAGUUUGUUUGAUCAGCAUGAGAAUGUCAAACAUGCCAAGCUAAAUGGGUUUCAGAAUGGGUUGUGGGUGAGAGGCAAGACUUGGGAAAGGGGCAGCCACAAAGCUUCUGAUUUUCUCGUUAAGGUGAAAGCAGCAAAAUGGGUGGGGAGAGCAGCAGCACCUUGGGUGACUUCUGCACUUCAUGGGUGCCAGGUCAUGGUUCUGAGUGUGCUCAGCUCUUCUGCCAGCACACAGCUACAUCUGCAAGUGAUGGACUACCAGGACUGUGGCAGAAGAUUUGCUCAAAUUCCUUUUUAAUUCCUUUUUUUCUUUUUUUUUUUUUUUCCUUUUUAAUCUUCCCCUCCACUGGUGAUGGUCACAAAGGUACAAUAGACACUGAGGCACCCAGGCUAACAGAGGGAGGGAAGUAAACUGUAACAUGCUGGAAGCUUUUGAGCUGUAGAAACUGGUGCUUUGCUUUAUGUAAUUUGUUUGUGAAGUGUUUAUUUUUAUAACAGAUCAUAUUGUUGAACACAUGGUUCUUAAAAACUACGAACUGAUCCGUGAGUUUUAAUAUUUGAGAAGUGGAUGUUCAUCUGUUGGGGGAGGCAGGGUAUGACAAUGUGAGCAGAUGGAUAUUUUAAGGGACACUGUCACAAAAUAGUUGCUGGCAUAUAGGAUAUGUUGGUUUGGGGGAGUCACAUCUAUACGUGUAAAUUACAUAGUUUGUAUGUAUAGAAUCAAAUCGAAAAAUUUCCCUCAACUCUGAAUAUUUUCCUACAGUUUCGGGAGGUUUAAAUACAAGUUCUGCUCAUGAAACUAUUCCAUUCUUAUUGUCCAAGAUAAUUUUGGGGUUUUUUUAAAGCCCUCAGAGGAAUAUCUGGGCUCUGAAAGUCGACAGUGUCCUCUCGAGACCUCCCCAAAUCAAAGCGUAUUCUCGUUUUAGCCUUCCCACUUCAGUCCAGGAUUGGCAUCUGAAUGUCUUCAUUGAACUCUUUCUAGUAAAAACGGGAGUAUUUCUAAUUCUAGCCAAGUUCUCCCCAUGUGCUGAGGCUGUGUCUCAACCACUACUGGAGGUGACUCCAGGCUGCCUGCCCCCUUCAGCCAGGGUGACUCGAGUGGGUCCAUCGGUCCGCGCAUGCUCAGUGUGACUGCAAACCACCAUUGUGCAUAUGCUUUGUAUAUUGGGGCAAGGGUUUUUUAUAUAUAUAUUUUGGGAGGGGUAGCGGGUGGGAUGGAGAAAUAACUCAAAAAAUCAGCUUAAGCCAGAAUAAUGUGUGGAAAAGCCCCUGAAGUAUCUGGUGUGUGAGUGCGCGGGUGUGAGUGGGCGCAUGGGAGUGUCUGCCAUCUUAUUCCCUUUGUGUUCUGAGGAUUUGUGAGGUUUACUUUUUUUCCUUUUUUUCCCCUGCAAUUGUUACAAAAAAAAAAAAUUGUAAAUAAGAGCUACGUAAUUUUUUUGUUUAACCAUGAACAUCAUGUCACAGCAAACCCUGAAUUAAUCACUUUGAAGGUAGAGGAGGAGACUCCAGGUAGGGCCUUGGGCUAUCAGCAAGGCAUCAUUCUCUGGUAUACAAUGAAUAUUUGUCUUGAGUAUUUGCAAUCCCCUGGUGAGCUUUUCUAAAAAUCAGGCUCUUUGCAGUUUCCCUCCCCAUCUCCAUUUUAAUUUUUUUUUUUUUUUCAAAUCUGGAUUGCAGACAAAGGGGCAGUUGCAAAGCGUUCCAGUGCUGCUGGCAGAGACGUGGGCACCAUCUGUGGGCCCGAUGGGGUUGGUGACUUGCAAUACCUUGACAAUACUGAGACCUACCACAUGGUACUAGGAGUUAAGUCUGAAUGUAACAUUAACGCUUUAUUUAAAAUAAAAACCAACGUUUUUUGUUUUGUUUUGUUUUUUUUUAUUAUUUUAUUUUAAGGGGUUGAAGUGAACAUGACUGUUGACCAUGUUCGUGAAUUAUAGAUGCAACAUUCACUGGUAGAAUUGUGUGAUGGUCUUUUGUGCUACUUAAUUUUACAUAUUCCAGUCUCUGUAUGUACCUGCAAAGAAAGAAAAGAAAAUAACAAAACCCUGCUUUGCUUUUAUUGAAGGGUUCCCAGGACUGCAUACCUGCUCCUGAGCUCUGUUUUAAGUAUGUGUAUCCUUCGCUUGUAUUUUGUAUUAAAAAAAAACACAAGGAAAAAGAACCCUUUAUUGUUCAGCAUGUUGGAAUUGUGUCCCCUCUUUUAUUUUUCUCCUUUUUGGAAUAUAUUAAGCAACUCAUUCUUCUGUAUCUUUUAUUUUCUUUUGUAAACUUUUUGGUUUUGUUUUAAAAAUGGCUUUAUAAAAGGGCUUUUAUAACCCAUG